This is a messenger RNA of Halteromyces radiatus, 2664 nucleotides long. Its product is annotated as Dos2-interacting transcription regulator of RNA-Pol-II-domain-containing protein. Bases 138 to 2477 code for a protein of 779 amino acids. Gene Ontology annotation, cellular component: cytosolic [4Fe-4S] assembly targeting complex. NCBI's taxonomy places the organism in Eukaryota, Fungi, Mucoromycota, Mucoromycetes, Mucorales, Cunninghamellaceae. Gene Ontology annotation, biological process: iron-sulfur cluster assembly. The transcript has 17 exons. The record is from RefSeq and is a predicted model, not a curated record.
UUUCGCUCCCCUUUGUUUUCCCUCUUUCUAUCUUAUUUCUACUUUACUGUAUCUUGAAUUCUACAUUUUUUUUUCUUUUUUUAAUAUUCACUUCAUAUAUAGAUAGACAUAUACACAUACACACACGCGUGCACAUUAUGGAAGUGGAUUGCAAGGUUGUGUUGGACCAAUGGUUGACUUGUCCAGAACAAAAGGUUCUACCUUCCUUUUUAGCAUCUAUUCUAUUAUUCGUCAACAAAACUCCCAAUGGUAUUGAGGUGCUUCUGCAUCUAUUGGAUCAGUAUUGGAACCCUUCAUCAGGAACAGUGAUUUUCGAAGACUCCAUAACUAUAAGUGAUAUUCGUGUCAAAUGUAUUGAUUUAUUGGCCCAAACAAUUACUCCAAGUAUCUCAUUCCUCAAGCCCGCCACUGUCAAUACUAUUUUACAGUUUAUGGAUGGGAAAUUGGUAGAACCAUUGACGGUAUCACGAUUUAUAGAUAUUAUUUCAGUCUUGGUUGAACAUGAUUUAUGUACCACACAGCAUUGUAUGACCAUAUGUAACCAACUAUUCUCUUAUAUUCCUGGCAAGAAAUGGAACCAACCCACUCGAUUCAAGAUAUUCACUAUUCUUGGUCAUCUUCUUCAAAAAUAUUAUAAAGAUAUCAAUCGAUCGUCAAUGAAUUUUAUUGAUGGCUUUAUCUCUAUUAUGGAUGGGGAAAAAGAUCCUAGAAACCUUUUGCUUGUUUUUGAUCUUAUACGAUUUGUGAUUGAAAAGUUAGAUAUAUCAAGACAUGUCGAAAAUAUAUUUGAUGUAGUAUUUUGUUAUUUCCCUAUCAGUUUUACGACGCCACCAAAUGAUCCUUUAGCUAUCACAUCCGAUCAACUGAAACAUAGUCUAAGACUUUGUUUAGCUGCAUCUCCUUAUUUUGCUUAUUUUGCCACUCCUUUGUUAAUUGAAAAAUUAGUAUCAAGUUCUGGCAGUGCCAAGAAAGAUACUAUGGAUACCAUUCGAAUGUGUGCUCCAUCUUAUGGAGCUCAUGCUUUACUACCUCAUGCACAAGAUUUAUUUGGGGCACUGGUGAAAGAAGUCUAUCAAAGUUCUGAUCUAGCAAUGAAAUCCAUCGCUCUAGAAACAAUACAUCAAGUGGUAGCAACUCUUGCUACAGGAAUUAGUAUCGUCAAUAUCCGUGAUCCUGUGGAAAGAGCUAUAGAGGAUUUAUUACAUCAAGCUGUGGAAAAUCUCAAACAACCUGAAUUGAAAAAUGCAAGAUCUGCUUCAUUGAUCUUACGAUCUGCCGCUUCAGCUUCUGAUCCUGCCUGUACCUUGGUUGUUAAUGCCGUAUUACCAUUACUUUAUCAUGAACACAAAGUUACCGACAUGGUGAGUCGUCAAAAAGCCAUCUUGGGUAUCCUGAUCGAUAUUUUGGAAGCAAGCAAUAGUCUUUAUGGAUCUAUAAAUAGCACUACACAAGAUCGUGAUCUUCAAACUCCUUUGACUCUUUAUAAACAGCAACUUUUACAAAUAUUUGUGACAUCGCUGAUCAACGAACGACACUAUUCCUUUGAUCAUCAGUUACGAUAUCAAAGUCUUUUGGGUAUUCGAUUGAUGGUGAUUAUGAAACGAUUUUUGUCAAUGGAAGAAGUUGAUGUUACUGUGGCCCAUUUGACUCGUCAAGCUUUAGAUAACGAUAAGGAUAUCAGAAACUUGGUGCUUUCCACUUUAGCAAUUGUAUCCAUCCAGGCUCCUGACUCCCUUAUUCGACAUACAUUACCUUAUUUACUAGAAAAUUUAGAGGCCUCUCAUCAAGAUGAAAACAAAUUCGAAGAAAUACUAAUAGCCAUCCAAACGUUGACCGUAGAACCAGUUCUUGUAUGUGCAGUGACCAAACCGCUACUUUCUAAAAUGAGUGCUGCAUGUCGUAGAUCAGAUGCAAUCGACUCAGCUUAUACUCGUGCCCUGGCAAAAACUCUUUAUCAAAUCUUGGAUCAAACUAAAAUUACACCGCAGGUUCUACAUGUGAACCAAACUAUAAUCUUCCCUACCAUAGUCACCGAAACGGUCAAAGCUAGUCUGAAUGUUGUUGAUCCUCAUAAUUGUUGGCAUUUGAAUUCUUCUUUGUUGAGUAUCCUGGCUCUCAUUCUUGCUGUCAUUGUGCGAAGCUCAAGUUCAAAUGAUCAAGAACAAAUGGUAGCGAAAGCAUUCAAUCUAUUUAUAAACGAUACUAGUGGACAAGUUGUCAGUCAUCAUCUAUUUGGAACUUGUGUAGCAUCAAAUGACGAUGAAGAUCGUUGCGAAAAGGAUAUGACCAUAUUCUUCCCGGCCAUUCUUGGAAACUGUUGGAAAGAGGUACGACUACCUCUUUCGAAUGUAAAGCUAUUUUUGAAAAAUCUUAUCCUACACUCGACAGAAGUGACCUGUGAAACAAGACGAUUAUCCUUAGUUAAGACUGCUGCAGUUAUUAUCAAUAAAUGGGUGAAUAGUAAGGGGAUACAUUAGCAUGCUCGAUAUGGAACUUAGUUUUGUUUAUGUUUUAGAUGAUAUAGUGACUUUUUUGAAACAAUGCAUACAAACUGAACUUGAACCUCUUUUAUGUGGCCAAGAUAUGUCAAACAGAAAAACCACACUGACUGUCUUUGUUUGGGUAAAUACAAAAAGGGGCAACAUCAAAAAAAAAAAAAAAAAA